CCCGUCUCAGUAGCCCAACCGAAAUCCAACGGCCCAGACGAGAAAAUGAGAUGAAUUGUUUCUAUAUAAUGUAAGGUUUCAAUGCGAAACCCUAGUUGCUGCGUCUCUGCUGAAGCUUUUCCAAUGGGGGCGUACAAAUACGUGUCAGAACUAUGGAGGAAGAAGCAGUCUGAUGUGAUGCGGUUUCUACAGAGGGUGAGAUGCUGGGAAUAUCGCCAACAUCCAUCCAUUGUCCGCGUCACUCAUCCCACCCGCCCGGAUAAAGCUCGCCGUCUUGGAUACAAGGCCAAGCAGGGUUAUGUGGUUUACAGGGUCCGUGUGAGACGUGGUGGUAGGAAGAGGCCGGUUCCCAAGGGUAUUGUGUAUGGAAAGCCAACCAACCAAGGUGUUACCCAAUUGAAGUUCCAGCGCAGCAAGCGGUCAGUUGCAGAAGAACGAGCAGGGCGGAAGUUGGGUGGUUUGAGGGUUCUCAACUCGUACUGGAUCAACGAGGAUUCUACCUACAAAUACUAUGAGGUGAUUUUGGUCGAUGUUGCCCAUAAUGCGGUUCGCAAUGACCCAAGAAUCAGCUGGAUCUGCAAACCAGUCCACAAGCACAGGGAGCUCAGAGGACUUACAUCCGCCGGCAAGAAGUACAGGGGACUUCGAGGAAAAGGACACUUGCACCACAAGGCCAGGCCUUCUCGCAGAGCGACCUGGAAGAGGAACAACACUCUCUCCCUGCGUCGUUAUCGUUGAGUUUGGUAUUGUUCCUCUCUGGUUUAUUAUUCAUAUCAUGAGCAUUAUGUUUGUUGGGGAAUGCGGUGGAUGUUACUUUGAUCUAGAAAGUUUUGAACUUUUAUAAAUUACAUUGAGAAUUGUCAGGAUCUUUCUAAACUAACUGAUAAAUUUUGUGUUUAUUGCAGUCCCUGUUUUUUAUAUAUCAACCAUUUGUGUUGAACAAGUUUUGUUGAAA
Messenger RNA from Benincasa hispida (wax gourd), 955 nucleotides. The record is from RefSeq and is a predicted model, not a curated record. NCBI's taxonomy places the organism in Eukaryota, Viridiplantae, Streptophyta, Magnoliopsida, Cucurbitales, Cucurbitaceae.